AUGGCGUCUAUGCCUCCCAGCAGCGCGCCACAGGGCACCCAAUCGUCGCCAGCCAGAGGUCCCGCGCGCCGCACCCCAGACGCGCUCGCGAUGAACGAUGAUGAAGCGGAGGAAGAGGGUGCACCCACUAGAAAGAGGAGAAGACCAAGGAACGCUCAGAACAACGGCAACGUCCCUGUUGUACGCGAUGCUGUUGGCGAGAGUGUCGCGGAGAACUUUGAGGGGUUCCUAAAGAACUACACUGCCGGCGUGCAUCUUGCCGCCACCCCCAACUCGGAAGGGGAUGCACCAGAGACCGAUGGCGAACGCAUCUACAUCGACCAAAUCCACAGCAUGCGCGAAUACGAAAUCACCACCCUCUACGUUGACUAUAGCCACAUCCUUGAAACCGAUGUCGUCCUAGCCGACGCGAUCAAAAAUCAGUACUACCGCUUCCUGCCCUACUUGCGUCGCGCCGUGCUUAACUUGGUCGAGGAAUACGAACCGGAAUACCUGAAAAUCAACCCAACUUCCGCCUCCACAGACAGUGCGAACUUGCAAUCUCGCGAGUUCAAUGUCGCGUUUUACGGCCUUCCUCUGGUCUCUGGCAUCCGCGAGCUACGCACGGACAGGAUUGGUCAGCUGAUGAGCAUCAGCGGGACGGUAACUCGAACGAGCGAGGUCAGACCCGAGCUGCUCUAUGGCAGCUUUGUUUGCGAAGUCUGCAAGGGCAUCAUCAACGAUGUUGAGCAACAAUUCAAGUACACCGAGCCUUCACUCUGUCCAAAUCCCACUUGCGGCAAUCGAGUGGCCUGGCAACUGCAGAUCGACAGCUCCAAGUUCACCGACUGGCAAAAGGUCCGCAUUCAGGAGAACCCCUCCGAGAUACCUACCGGCUCUAUGCCGCGCUCCCUCGACGUUAUCCUUCGCUCAGAGAUGGUUGAGCGCGCAAAGGCCGGAGACAAAUGCGUUUUCACUGGAACGUUCAUCGUCGUCCCGGACGUCAGUCAGUUGGGCUUACCUGGAGGCAACAAGGCAGAACUCAUGCGCGAAGCCAACCGCGGCGGCGCGAACGCGAUGACUGGGGGUGUGGGCGGCACGGGUGUAACGGGUCUGAAGAGCUUGGGUGUGCGCGACUUGCAGUAUAAAACUGCCUUCUUGGCGUGUAUGGUCAAGGAUGCUGAUGCUCGGAAUGGUACCAACGUUCGCGGCGAAGAAGACGUCGGCGAGGACAGCGCGAACACCUUCAUUUCAUCCUUGACGGAACCUGAGUACGACGAGCUCAAGAGCAUGAUCAACUCGGAGCACAUCUACUCACGGUUGGUGGAGAGUAUCGCGCCGACCGUGUAUGGACACGAGAUCGUGAAGAAGGGUAUCUUGCUGCAGCUUAUGGGCGGUGUCCACAAGCAGACGGCCGAAGGCAUGCAUCUGCGUGGUGACAUCAACAUUUGCAUCGUUGGUGACCCGUCUACUUCAAAGUCGCAAUUCCUCAAAUACGUCUGCUCCUUCCUGCCUCGUGCCGUCUACACUUCAGGCAAGGCCUCGUCAGCAGCCGGUCUCACAGCCGCUGUGGUCAAAGACGAAGAAACCGGCGACUUCACCAUCGAAGCCGGUGCCCUCAUGCUCGCCGACAACGGCAUCUGCGCCAUCGACGAAUUCGACAAAAUGGACAUCUCCGACCAAGUCGCCAUCCACGAAGCUAUGGAGCAGCAGACCAUCUCCAUCGCCAAGGCCGGCAUCCACGCCACGCUCAACGCGCGCACGUCCAUUCUCGCUGCCGCGAACCCCAUUGGGGGCCGGUACGACAAGAAGAAGACGCUCAGGGCGAACGUGCAGAUGAGCGCGCCGAUAAUGAGUCGGUUCGAUUUGUUCUUCAUCGUGCUGGAUGAGUGCGACCAGGCGACGGACUUGAAUAUUGCGAAGCAUAUUGUGAAUGUGCAUAGAUUUCAGGAUGAGGCGAUUCAGCCGGAGUUUAGCACGGAGACGCUGCAGAGGUAUAUUCGGUAUGCGAGGACGUUCAAUCCGAAGUUGACGCCCGAGGCUGCAGACGUGUUGGUUGAGAAAUAUCGCUUGCUGCGACAGGACGAUGCGACUGGCAUCGGGAGGAAUUCCUACCGAAUCACUGUCCGUCAGCUGGAAAGUAUGAUCCGGUUGAGCGAGGCCAUCGCUCGUUCCAACUGCACGGCUGAGAUCACUCCUGUCAUGGUCCGCGAGGCGUUCAGCCUUUUGCGACAGUCCAUCAUCCACGUUGAGCAGGACAAUAUCGACUUCGAUGCCGAAGAUCUCGACGGCGAACAGCCAGAGCAGCCCACAGCUGCUGAUGGAGACGAGGACGUCGAGAUGUCCGGCGCCACCGAUGCCGCGGAUGAGAGCUCCAUACCUGUCCGCAGAGGCCGAACACCGACAGCCGCGCCAACCACCGACCACACAGCAACGACUCCCGUGCCAGACGCUCCGCCAGCAGCUCCGCAGAAGCGUCGCAUGGUCAUCACGCACGACAAGUACAUGCAGAUUCAGGCGAUGCUCGUCACGUACAUCUCGAACAACGAGCAGAACUCGCAGGGCGGAGGGGUCGAUCGGGAGGAGCUGAUUGAUUGGUACCUCGAGCAGAUGGAGGACCAGUUGCAGUCGAUUGAGGAUCUGGAGUAUGAGCGCGAGUUGGUGGUGAAGGUGUUGAAGAAGUUGGUCAAGGACAACUACCUCAUCGAGAUACGCGGGGCCGUGUCUGACUCCUUGCCUUCUGAGGAGUCACAGUCCUCGGCCACCGAAGGCAGUAACGUCCGGGUGCAUUAUCUUGUUCAUCCGUCGGUGGAGACGGAUUCGCAGUCGUCAAUCCCGUAA
Molecule: messenger RNA, 2820 nt
Organism: Schizophyllum commune H4-8
Lineage: Eukaryota; Fungi; Basidiomycota; Agaricomycetes; Agaricales; Schizophyllaceae
Product: MCM-domain-containing protein
Exons: 8
Coding region: 1-2820 (939 amino acids)
Biological process (GO): mitotic DNA replication; DNA replication initiation; double-strand break repair via break-induced replication
Cellular component (GO): nucleus; MCM complex
Molecular function (GO): ATP binding; single-stranded DNA binding; single-stranded 3'-5' DNA helicase activity
Source: RefSeq, a predicted model, not a curated record